Messenger RNA from Vicia villosa (hairy vetch), 2414 nucleotides. RefSeq names its product LEAF RUST 10 DISEASE-RESISTANCE LOCUS RECEPTOR-LIKE PROTEIN KINASE-like 2.1. Lineage: Eukaryota; Viridiplantae; Streptophyta; Magnoliopsida; Fabales; Fabaceae. Gene Ontology annotation, molecular function: protein kinase activity; ATP binding; polysaccharide binding. Bases 73 to 2304 code for a protein of 743 amino acids. Gene Ontology annotation, biological process: protein phosphorylation. The record is from RefSeq and is a predicted model, not a curated record. The transcript has 3 exons.
CAAUCCUGGUUGCUCUCAAUCUGAACACCAGCCUCCAAGUUUUGAUCUUUGCCGGAAGAAAUAAUCGACUCUAUGUGGUCCGGGAAAAUUAUAUUGCUACUGUUUUGGCUUCUACUCCAACAAGGUAGCAGCAGCAUCACUCCAACUGAGCAAGGCCAUGUUUGUCCACCUUCAUCUUGUGGCAAAAUUUCCAUCAUAAGUUAUCCAUUUCGAUUAAAACAUGACCCAUCACAUUGCGGUGACAGCAGGUAUCAACUAUCUUGUGAAAAUAAUGUAACAACUUUACAUUUAUACUCUGCAAAAUAUCAUGUAGAAUCCAUAAACUACAACAAUCUUACUAUCCGGCUAGUUGAUCCUGGACUCCAACAAUCUAAUCUCUCUUCACUUUCUCGCUAUUCAUUAUCUCGAUCAAACUUCUGUGAUACUUAUGAUUACAACAACGAACAGUGCAAUGAUCCAUACCAUGCUGUUUCUGAUAAAGAAAGAUAUUUCAGCGAGGGCGCAGGUUACAACGAGCUUCUUUUUCAGCAUGUAGUUUACUUGAACUGUAGUCAUCAGGUCACUAACAAUUCUAAAUACGUUAAUAUUUCUUCUCGUUUUCUCAAAUCCGAAACUGGCUAUUAUAUCUAUGUUAUAGCUGGUGAUUUAAUUGCUGAGGACUUUCAAGUUGGUUGUGAAGUGAAACUGGUUUCACCCACUUCUUGGAAGUGGAAUUUGAAAGGAAAUAGUCUCACCUAUGAUGUGAUUCACAAGGCAUUAGUGUAUGGGUUUGAGGUAUCAUGGUUGCAUCUUUCUUGUAUUAAUCUUUGUGGAGAUUCGACGCUAUGUUACUUCAAUGCUUCCAAUACUCCAAUUCUUCAAUGCUUUCAACAAACAAUGUGCCUUACUUUCAUGGGAUAUUGGACCACUGGUAGUUGCGGGAUAUCGUCUCAGAUGACUUCAUAUGCUAAAGAUACUAUCACUGCUAUCUGGAUAGGUGAGUUCUUUAAUCUUUCGACUUCUUUUUUACCCGUAGAGCAAACCUCAUUGUUAUUGUCAUCUGUAUUUAACAUUACAGGACUGGUUGAAAUAAUCAAAGGGCCAAACUCAAAUUAUGAAGGUCAGAUCAACUAUAAAGUAGGAUUGACCGUAGGACACUAUGUUCUGCCAUCGUUAUUCGCGGCUAGAUUGCUCUUUGGAGUAACAUUUUUUAUUUCACUGCUGAUAUACAAAUGGAGGAAAAGACACUUGUCCAUGUAUGAAUGUAUUGAACUAUAUUUACAACAAGAAAACAAUUUGAUACCCAUUAGAUACUCAUAUAAAGAAAUUAAGAAAAUGGCUGGAGGUUUCAAAGAUAAGUUGGGUAAAGGAGGAUUUGGCUCUGUGUUUAAGGGACACCUGCGUAGUGGACCUUGUGUGGCGAUCAAGAUGUUGGAUAAUUCAAAAGGUAGUGGACAAGAUUUCAUUAAUGAAGUUACGACCAUUGGAAGAAUACAUCAUUUGAAUGUGGUGCAAUUACUUGGAUUUUGUAUUGAAGGAUCAAAACGCGCUCUUGUUUAUGAGUUCAUGCCUAAUAGAUCGCUUGAUCAAUUUAUUUUCUCUAAAGAAGGGAGUGUAAAUUUAAGCUACAACCAAAUUCAUGAUAUUUCAAUUGGAGUAGCACGUGGGAUUGCUUAUCUCCACCAUGGAUGUGAAAUGAAGAUUUUGCAUUUUGAUAUCAAGCCCCACAAUAUCUUGCUUGAUGGGAACUUCGUCCCAAAGAUAUCGGAUUUUGGACUCGCGAAGCUAUAUCCAGUCCAAAAUAACACUAUCACAAUGACUGCGGCUAAAGGCACAAUUGGAUAUAUGGCUCCUGAAUUGUUCUACAAAAAUAUUGGAGGAGUGUCAUAUAAGGCCGAUGUUUAUAGCUUUGGGAUGCUUUUGAUGGAGAUGGCAAGCAAGAGAAAAAACUUGAAUACUAAUGCAGCGCAUUCAAGUCAACAUUAUUUCCCUUCUUGGAUUUAUGAUCAACUUGAGAAAGAGGAAGAGAUAGAAGUUGAAAACGUGACAGAGGAGGACAUGAAAAUAGUAAAGAAGAUGAUCAUAAUUGCUCUUUGGUGUAUACAAAUUAAUCCAAAUAAUCGCCCAUCAAUGAGUAAAGUAGUGGAGAUGCUUCAAGGAGAAAUUAAAAGUCUUGAAAUGCCUCCAGAGCCAUCCAUUUAUCCAGAUGAAGUGAUUUCGCUAGACGAAUCAACCAACUCAAGCCAAACAAUAUCGCUUGACUUGAUUAGUUCUAAGGAUUCUGAAGAAAACUUAACUAGACCUCUUGUAGAGAAAAAUUACUGACGACACUCAAAAUGUAAUUUGAUAGGAUCCAUCAUAUCUUAAACAAUUGUUCUCAUUUAAUUUUUACUUUUCCAUAUUGUUUUUAUACUUGCAAACAAUAGGCCUUUAAA